Messenger RNA from Macrosteles quadrilineatus (aster leafhopper), 3492 nucleotides. RefSeq lists its product as uncharacterized. The transcript is spliced from 20 exons. Lineage: Eukaryota; Metazoa; Arthropoda; Insecta; Hemiptera; Cicadellidae. The record is from RefSeq and is a predicted model, not a curated record. Gene Ontology annotation, biological process: signal transduction. Bases 1 to 3492 code for a protein of 1163 amino acids.
AUGCUACAGAAUGUUCAAGACAUUAACUCAAUAACAGAGGAUGCCAGAGAAGUUGAGGUAAACAAUUUUAUCAACAAUUAUGUAAAUGAAGUGAGACGAACUUUUAGAAUUGGGUCAGAAAAUCAUGUGAUUAACAAGAGAAGUUAUCCUGACAUUGACUUGAACAAACUAUCAGGUGUGGAAAUACUUGCUGGUUUUCAAGAGGUACACUCUCUACCAUCCAGAUUUUCCAAAGACAUUAUUUUAUUCUCCCCUUGUUCGCCUGAAGAAAACCAGUUGUUUGCUGCUGCAAUUGAAACUAAGCCUGAAGAGACCCUGCAAGAUACUGAACUUGUGCUCUAUAAGUACCAAGGAGAUGACUGGGCAGAGUCUCACAGAGUGAAGGCAGCUGGAGGACAGAACAUUGCUGUGGAACACAUUCAGGACUCUGUGUACCUCGUGGUGGCUCAGAAAUUGGCCGACCCAGAUUUGGGCUCUACAGUCUGGAGGCUAGUGCCAGGCUCAGACAAGCUGCAGUUCACACACAUGCUCAACACUCGUCUCGCUUCCCACGCCAUCAUGUGGACAGAUGCAUACACCUAUGCUGCUGUGACAAUUUCUGAAAAUCCAGCUGGAUCUCCAAAACCAUAUUCCACCCUGAGUCCUGUCUACCGGUGGCUUGGGAGCUCUUUUGACAUGAUUGACACUUUGCCUACUUACAAUCCUCGAGCUAUUGUACAGUUCAACAUUCGGAGUUCUGUAUUUAUUGCCGUUGCUAAUUACCAAAAUGAUUAUGGUGAGACAAUGAUUGACUCGGAGAUUUUUCGAUAUGACUUAAUGUCAGGCAAGUUCCAUGUUUAUCAGAAGCUUCCCACGGAGGCAGCAAUCGACAUCAAGUCAUUCUGUUAUCAGAGCAAUCAGAUAUCUGAGAACUUCCUUAUCUACGCAAGUGCAUUCCACACUGAUGAGAAGGGAGUCAGGGACUACAACUCACCAUCAGUGGUCUACAAGUUGUCUGAUGAGGAGAUAUUUGUACCUUUCCAAGCCUUGCAGGUCUCUAAGGUUACCAGCUGGCUGCCAGUGGAACAUGUCAAGGAUGGUAUAGAGAGUUUGACCCUUGUAGGAGCUAGUGAGGAAGGUAUCAUCAGUUUCCAGUACGAUGGUUGGCGCUUUGUACCCACAGGUCUCCACAUGGACACCACCACCUUCAGCCCUGGACCCAAAGCACUCAACGUCUUCUACUACAAUGACAAACCAUUCAUCAGUGUGGCAAACAGGUACAGCAGUGGGUACGAGAUGAAUGUGUUCAGUCCAUUUUUUGAACACCAUCCUGGCGUUGAGAAUUUGCAGAGGACAAUUUCCGAUUGGGUGCUAGACAUGACCAAUGAUAUGAUUGAGGGAGAAGCAAAGAUAAAUGGCCUUACCAGAAUUGCCCAAGAAGCACCGUCAGUUGGUGAUUCUGUUAUUAAACUUGGUUCUCAUGCUGUGUUCAGAAAUGCUGAGAUUCACAGACUUGAAACAAUCAUGACCAAAGUAGGAGACUCCAGUACAGAUGAUGAGGUUUACAGCCAACUAUACACACUAAAAAGUCAACUUGAUAGGUUGAAAAGUACUUUGGAAGGAUUACCUGUUAGAAUUGAUCAAACAAGCUAUCAUACAAACACGGUAUAUGAAGACACAUUUGAAGAGUCAGCUGAGAUAACUUGUACACAUUCCUGCCAUGCACACGAUCUGGAGGUUACCAAUGUAAACAGUGAAAACUUGUCAGAGUUCCUGGCAAAUACUGUCAAUAUAAAGGAAGAUGUGGAGUUCUCAGGAGAUGUAUCCUUCAAAGAGUUGGCUUUGAUUGAACCGUUGAAAACAAAGACGGUUAAUGGUCAUAGUGCAGAAACAUUGAUUGACUGGUCGAAAGAGGUCAAUCUAGACCAUAAACUUAAGGUUGAAGGUGAUGUAUUGGCUGAAGACUCAGUUGAGGUCUCAGAAGCAGUGGAUGGGGUCUUGAUCAAUAUUAUUAAGGAAGAUAUUUUUGAACCAGAAGUUAUUGUUUCACCUACGGCUGAUCUUGAGUCGCUCAACACUUCUCAACUGAUUCUCUCGGAUGGUAAAAUGUCUGAAGUGGAUUUUCAAUACUUUGUAGUGUCAUCUCUAAAGACAGUAGGUGACCAAAGUUUUUCAGUGUUUCAAGACAUAGAGAGGAUCACAGCAGAAGAGGUGGCUGCAUCGGAUCUGUUCAAGUCUGUUGCUUCACUCCCAACAAUGUCUCAGCGAAGCAGAUGUACAGAUGAGAAGUGUUCUGAUGAGGCUGAUGAGAAGUCCCCAGAUCCUGAGCUGGGCAUCUCACAACCAACUUCUGGAGGCAGAUCAAAGAAGAUAGAAUCCAUUAAUCUCCUUGAUGAUGUGAUCAUAAUCCCACGUAAUCUCACUUUAUAUGGAACAGUUAUAGUAGAAAAUGGUCACAUGUCAGCAAUAAAUGAUUUCAAUGAUUUGAAGCACAAUAUUUCUGCUGAAAAACUAUUAGAAUUCGGGAUUCCUUUAAAUCAGUUUGUAAUUGAUAAACAUUUCAAGUUUACACAGGAUCCUAAGACACCAUCCCUCAACGUGGACACCAUAAACUCUGUGGUUCUGGAAAGUCUGAUCAACCUAGAGGAAGAAGAGUCUGUGAAGCUGACAGGGGAAAAGGUGUUCCUUGGAUCACUAACAGUGGAUGGAACACUUCAUAGUUCUAAUGAACUGAAGAUUUCAGAACUUCUCAAAUCUAAUUUGGAGGAUUUAGCAGAAGUCAACCUUGAAUAUCUUAAUGUUACAGAAAUCAAAAGCAAUAACAUCAGGCUUGGUAAUAAUGAGUGGGAAAAGAGGGUUGUAAUUAGAAAAGAUGGAUUUGUUGUUGUAGACAAUCUAAAGGUUGAAGAAAAUCUAUUUGCAAAUAACACAAUGGUGCGGGGUAAAAUUAAUGACCACCAUUUAGAAAAUCUUUUAGAUGAUUCUGUCUUUGAAGGAGAUGAUAACCUACUCAUGUCAGGAGCAAAACAUUUUUUAGCUGAAAGCGAAAUACUAAAUUUGUACAUAAAUCCCAUCAACAGCUCUAAUUUCCACAUGGUUACACCAGAGAGUUUAUGGAGAAAACGUUUGCUCAAAGCAAAGCACAUUGAGGUUGACCGUUUAUUCUAUACAGGUACUCUGGAUGGGCUCAACUCUCGUGUGUUUGGCAGAUGGCUGUUGACAGACGGAGACCAGAGUGUUAUAGCCUCACAAGCCAUCACCAACCUAGAGACCCACAAUGUAGCAAUGACACCUGGUGCAACUGUCAACUCUCACAAUAUCUCUCACAUACGUGAUGCUGCUCUGUCUAGGUACUCUGGAUGGGCUCAACUCUCGUGUGUUUGGCAGAUGGCUGUUGACAGACGGAGACCAGAGUGUUAUAGCCUCACAGGCCAUCACCAACCUAGAGACCCACAAUGUAGCAAUGACACCUGGUGCAACUCUCAACUCUCACAAUAUCUCUCACAUACGUGA